AUGGCCAAAGAAGGAGAAAUCGAGGAUGCUGUCAAUCAACCAGCAGAUUUAUUAAUCCGUGCAGAGGCAGCGCUGAGGCGGAUAGAGGAUGAGGCAGACAACGCAGAAGUGACGCAGGAUUCCCGAAGGGAACUCGUCUCCACUGUCCUUCUCUCCGCCAUCCAGGCUGCAGAAGAUGGUAGUGAGGAACACCUUACGAAGCUUGAACAAGCAAUCGAGGGUGCUCAGAAGAUGGGAAUUCAUGCGGAGUUGAGGGUCAGUGGGCGGCGCUUGCUAGCCAAAUGGAGACAGCCCGACCGCAGAGCUCAGAGUGCUGAAGCCGAAGUUGCCCGGUUGAGCCGGCAGCUUUCUGAGCUCACCUUCCAGCUGCGUACCUGCUUGGACGGAAGCUUGGGACAACUGAGCCGGCAAUCAACUUCCACUACGAGUUCAACCGAGGCUUCAUUGCAGGAGGCGAGCUUUCGUCAACGGCAGGACACCUGCCUGAAGCAGCUCUCGCGAGCGAUUUCAGAGGCUGAGCUCGCUGGUGUGCAGCCUGCUGCAACAGAAGAUGCGAAAGCACUGGUGGAGAGUGUGAAGGAGCAAAGAAAGGCUGAAAGAGACGCAGCCAAGAAGCUUGAAGGUUUGAUGUCAAUAAGCGACGCGAGUCAGCUGAAAGAGAUCUUGGAGCAGAAGGAGCUUAUAGUUUGUGGAUCAGAAGUGCGACGCGUGCUUGGAAAUGUGGCAGACCAUGUGGUCAGGCAAGCAGAAAAGGAACAGCGACAAUCAUGGUUGCUGCAAGAGUUGGCAGCUGCGGGUGAAAAUCAAGAUGCAGCCCAGCUGCGGAGAUUGAUGACUCAGGCGUCAUCGCUCGACCUCGCAGUCCCUCCGUCCGUCCUAGCUUUGGUGGACGAGCUAGAGGCAGGAGAUAGCCUGAACAAAGCCUUCGCCAGCACAUCAACUGUUCGCACAGAGAAGAGCGAAAAGAGCUAUGCGGAUGUGUCUGAGAAGCUUGCUGCAAGUCAAGCGCGCCAGAGCAAACUUCUUCGAAGAGCAAUAGAGAAAGCUGAGCAGCAUCCAGAUAGCAGGAUUCUUGAUGCAGCUCAGAAGGCUCUGGCUGAAGCGAAGCAAACCCGGGUGCCGUUUGAUGAUAUUACCGCUUUUGAGCGGCGGCUUGUGAACUUGGAGAAUAUCCACAGACCUCGUUUGAAGGUUGAAGAAGGGCUGCAGAAACUCAUGUUGCAAGUCGAGGAGGUUAGCAUUGGUGCAGUGGCCGAUAAUGUUCUCAAGGACAUUGUCCAGGUGCAUCACUUAGCUCGACUCUUGGCAGAUGGUCAGCGCUUUGGAGCAGACGAGGACCUGCUCGAAGAGGCAGACGAACUGCAUGAGAGGAGUGUGGAGGUAUUGCAGCUUCGCCGAGCCGCCGCGGAUGAAUUACAAUCAGCAUUGUCGAGGCGAUGCCAAACAGAGGCUGACUUGGAGAGACUCCAAGCAGCGGUAGAGGAAUGCAAGAGGCUUGGCCUCAACAUACACACGGCCGAGCGGCAAGUUCUGCGGCUCAAGGAGUUGCAGGUGAAUCGAGAAUCUACGCAAGCUGAACUUCAGGAAGCCUCGAGAGGAGUCGGUGUUCAGGGUCGCUUGCGCCUAGAGACCGCUGUUCGCGCAGCAAAGAGCGCUGGAGUUUCUGCUGAGAAACUUCGGGCAGCAAGCCAGAAGCUAGCAGAACUUCGGGAGCAUGAGCAACGCUGUGAGGUGCUGGCCGGGGAGGUGCAAAGAGCACUUCCCGUCCUUCAAAAGCAUCCGUGGCGAUACCAACAGCUCCUAGAGGCCGCCGGCGCGCUGAAGCCAUGGACAUCGAAGUUGGAGCGGUUAAUUGCACAGGGCAAGGAGAUACUGGACAAGAGGGAAAAGGACAACGCCCGCCGAAGAGAAGUGCGGUCGCAGCUCAUCGCUCAGCUGAAGAGAAUUGAGGAAUGCCGAGCAAGUGGCAAGUCCACCCACGAUCUAUUGGUCCCGCUCAAGGAGAUCUUGAGCAAAGCCGAAAGUGCCGGGCUCCAGCACGACAGCAUCCAGAAAGGAAAGCUUUUGUUGCAAAAUGCCAGAAGAGAGGCCUGUCAGAGAAGUGUGGCGGAGCACAGGCUACAGUUGGCAUUGAAUGCAAGAGACCAUGCGGAGAUUGAGCGAUCUAUGCGACAGGUCAGGGCGCUUGGGCAAGUUGGUCUGACAGACCGUCCCAGCGGCUCAAGGUCUGUUGCAAGAGGUGAUCGGGAGUCUUCUGGCCUCAUGGAGCAAGCUAGCUCUGUACUCCGAAAUCUUACAGAAGCGGAAGCACGACGACAGGCUGCUGCAGCCACGUUGCAAGAGCGGAUCAAUGCUGAAGAAGGUCUUCCAGCGUUGCCCAACACACCCAGGAGCAACGGGGCCGGACAGUCUGAAGAUGUAGAUGAGGGCUCAAAGAAUUGGCUGCGCAGUGCUCGAAGUGCAAUCCAAGAGGCGAAGCAAUGUGGCGUUGCUUCCACACUAAUUGAACAGGCAAAGCUGAAGCUUCGGCUGAAGCGUCGUGAGCGUCAAGACCAGGCGGAGGCUUGCAAGUCUUUGCAGAAGGUCCUGUCCAAGAAGGAGGUGCCAAAGCAGGUCCUCCUUGCCAACAUGACACGGGUUCCGCACUUGAGUUUAGGUUCAGCGGUUGCAGGCAGUGAAGGAUUGAGAGCAAAUGAUUGGUCGGUGCAGGCUAGCCUUUUGCUAGUAUGCCAUGACAUCAGGUUUGGCUGGAUUCAGCCAGAUGAGUUACUGGACCAUCCAGAAGCUUUUAAGAACAACUGGAGGAUCUAUGUCAAUGUCCUGGAUGUGAAGAGCGGUGUUCUGUACAGCGGGGCAAGAGUGUCAUUCUUCGUCUACAGUGAUGGCAAAGGUCUCGGUGCUGAAGAUGUAAUACUGGAGGGCAAGAAGCCAGCCAUGUCAGGGAAGGGUGCUUGGGCACCGCCUCCACGAGGUCAGUUUCCUACGAAAUUCCACAUCCAACGAAGCAUCAACAAGGAAGGCACUGUUCGAAUCUCUGCCCUAAGAGGUGGCAAGAAGGGCGGCAAAGCAAAGGGCAAGGGAGUGCAGCCACGGCAAAUUGGAGCUGACAGUACAUUUGUUUGCGCCGAUCAACAGGGUCCUGACCGACAGAAGCAGACUGAGUCAGGGGACUUGUCGGUUCUAUCCUGUGCUUCCUCAGAAAUGAGGGGCUGGAGGCCAGCAAUGGAGGAUGCGGCGUGCGUCACUCUGCUUCAGCACCCUCUUGAAAAUUACGCGCUGUUCGGGGUUUUUGAUGGCCACGGCGGGUCCGUGGUAUCCAGAUAUGCAGCGAGAGAAUUGCCAAAGAGACUCCAGUCUUGUGCUCUUGAAUCGAUGCUCGAUACGCAAGAUGCACAAAACUUUCCAGAAACUGUCAUUCGCAAUGCACUUGUCACUUUGGAUGAGGGCUUGCGACGUGAUGGAGAGGGCGAGCCUGGCUUUCUACAUGUUGCAGGUGGUGGCAAGCCCAUUGAGAGCUCAGUAAGGAACGCUUUCGGGCUGAUGGGCAGCACUGCUGUGGUGGCCAUGGUGGAAUGUGACGGUCCACCAGAAAGCUCAAAGCCGCUGCAGGUGACUGUGGCUAAUCUGGGAGACUCACGGGCGAUCGUUUGCAGAGCUGGCGUUGCGCUGCCAUUGUCAGAUGACCACAAGCCUGAUUUGCCAACCGAACGAGCUCGAAUAGAGAAUGCUGGAGGAUCUGUUGGAGCUGUUGGACCUUGUUACCGUAUUGAUGGAUGGGGAUUGAACCUGUCACGAGCGCUUGGAGACUUUCACUACAAAGCACGUGAGGACCUUCUAGCGAGUGAGCAGAAGGUUUCGGCAGAACCAGAUGUCAAGGUACUUCAGGUGACUCCGGAGGACGAAUUUCUUUUUCUUGGUUGUGAUGGAAUUUUCGAAUUGAAUUCCAACCAGGAUGUUGUGGACCUUAUUCGCACUGGAUUACACCAGUGCAGGAGUCUCCAGCAGAUUGUGGAGGACCUGGUCGACGGCACAGGGCAGAUUUGUGGAGCCGGAGGUGACAAUGCCCCCGGCUUGCAGUUAGGAAUGGACUUACCAGAAUUCGUUCACAAUUUGUCCAAUGCGCAAAUUUUCAUGGCGUUGACUGGACCAGUCCCAACAGGCUUCACCAUCCAAGAGAGGUUUGUGACGCAGCCAGUGCAGCUGCAGAAGGACUUCACACAAGGAAAAAGCCUGCAAGUUUUUGCCGAGAGGUACUCAAAGACUGGAGAAGCAAAGACCUUCAGAUCAGGUCUUGGGACAGCUGUUGCGGGCGGCAGCGCUUUGGCUUUGCUUCUCAGGCACGGGCGCCACAGAUCCACGAAAUCCCGGCGGAACCAUGUCAUUCGCCUGGCUGCGCCUCAAAACAUUGCUGCCAAGCCUGAAAAGGAGAUGAAGUCAACCGAGUCAACGGAGUCAACGGAGGAUGCUUUCCCUCAAAUUCCCAUGCCAGUGGUGGCAGGCGCUUUGGCUACACUGGCAGUUGUUGCCUCAAAUCCAGCAAUGGCUCAAGAGGUAGCCGACGCUGCGGCCGAUGUCGCAAGUGCAGCAGAAGAUGUAGAGGAGGUUGUUGGUGACGUCGCACAGGGCAGUGGAGACUGGUUCGAGCCCCUCAUCCAAUUCAAUGCUGGCAUCAUUGCUGGAAUUGAUGGUGUCAUCGAAGACCAACUCCACAUCCCUAACAGCUUUGGCUUUGCCAUCAUCGGCUACACUCUCCUCAUCAAGGUCGAUCAAGUUCAGCGCAAAUACAAGAAUGAUCAGGACAGUGCGCAGAUGCACACGGUGAAAUAUCGUUAUCGCAUGCGUGAUCACCGUGAUGGAGCAUUCUGGAUAAUUACUCCGGACAUUAUGAUCGACUUUGCCCAAAUUUGCAUCACGAACUACCGUAAGUGUAUUCCAUCCUUGGCGCAGUUCCCAAUCUUCAUUGCGCUUUACCGAUCCAUCCUGAAGUUGUCGCAGAUCAAUCCAAAAUUUCAGGAGCCGUUUCUUUGGAUUCCAAGCCUGGCUGGACCUUCUGCUGGCGGCCCGAGCUUGGACUGGCUCAUCAAGUCCCAGUCAGAGACCGAAUUCAUUCCGCUAAUUGGAUGGGAUGAGGCUGCACGCUACUGCGUCCUCCCUGUCCUCCUGAUCGGCAGCCAGAUCAUCACCCAAAAGGUCAGCCAACCAGAUGUUGGCAAUCAGGGUGGCCCAGCUGCGAUCAUCUCCAACAUUGUCCCACUGGUCAUUGGAUACACGGGCCUUGUUAGCCCUGCCGGCUUGGGAGUUUACUGGUUGUGCAAUAACCUUGUGACGCAAGCCCAGACGUAUCUUAUUCGAAGCCAGCUUGGGGAGGAGUUUCCCGAAUACAAAAAGUACCUUGAUGGCUCUGCUCAGCGAGAAGAGGAGGAGGCUAAGAAGGCCAAGGAGGAGGCCGGGCUUUGGGCCAAAGCCUCUACAGAUACGACAGAUAUUCAAAAGCCCAAGGGCCCAAGGCAUGGAGUCUUAGAAUAA
This is a messenger RNA of Cladocopium goreaui, 5526 nucleotides long. Lineage: Eukaryota; Dinophyceae; Suessiales; Symbiodiniaceae. The record is from the annotation of a GenBank genome assembly.